Molecule: messenger RNA, 1815 nt
Organism: Carcharodon carcharias (great white shark)
Lineage: Eukaryota; Metazoa; Chordata; Chondrichthyes; Lamniformes; Lamnidae
Gene: chga
Product: chromogranin A
Exons: 7
Coding region: 27-1421 (464 amino acids)
Cellular component (GO): secretory granule
Source: RefSeq, a predicted model, not a curated record
UAUUCACGUCCUGCAAGGGAAAAAAAAUGAUAGCAUUGGGAUUUUUCACUUUCCUUUUACUUGCGAUUCAAGCUUUCUCGUCUCCUGUGGCCAUUGAGCAAUCGAAAGCCGACGCCAAGGUGAUGAAAUGUGUUGUAGAGGUCAUCGCCGACACACUGUCUAAACCCAGCCCUUUGCCAAUCAGCCAACAAUGCAUGGAUGUUCUCAGGGGAGAUGAGAGAAUAAUCUCUGUACUUCGACAUCAGAAUCUGCUGCGAGAAUUACAAGAACUUGCAGCUGAAGGGGCCAAUGAGAAAGUGCAACAAAAAAAGCAGAGCAAUGAUUUCAAGAGUCACCUUGACAAAAAGAUAUCAUCAGCAGAUAAAUCACAUGAGAAUCCCACAGAGGAACAGCAAGGAUCAUCUGCUGAGAUCUUGGAAAUAAAGGACAACCAGCAUCAGGACAGCAUAGAGGGGACACAGCCAAAUGUGAAUGGAUACAGCUUUCUGACCACGAAGGAUAAAACUACAGAUUCAAACAGUGCUGCAACUGACAGUAGAGAAAUGGGAACAGAAAAGGAAGAUGCAAUAAGAGAUGAGCCAAUGAAGAAUGGCUCCUCUGAAGAUGAGUCUGUUGUGGAGCAGUCCCAGGAUCAGAGCCUAAGUGAGGUGCAUAGUCCAGAGGAAAGUGAGCAAAGUGAAGGUGCGUAUACCAAUGAAGAGGAAGUGGAUGAAGAUCAAAUCAAAGAGAGUGAGGAAGAGGGUGAGGAAGAAGGCCAGAGUGAUUACAAUGACAGUAAUAAAGAAGAGCUAGCUAAUGAUGAAGAGCCUUCACAAGAAGAUGGAGAAACCAAGGAAGUGGACAGAAACCAAAGUGCAGACAAUGAGCUUUCAGAGGUGGAGAGGGAUGGGACGGUCUCAGAGGAAGAAAUAGUGACCAAUGAGAACAACAUGAGCCACCGGAAUUCAAAGGAUGAAGAUAUAGAAGAGGAUGAAUACUCAAAUAUCAGUGAUGAAAAUGACGGCUUAUCUGAAGAAGAGUGGAAGGAGACAAAAAAAUGGAAGAAGACGGGUGAACUGGUCCCAGAGCGAAACUCGAAAAAAAGUGAAGAAAUGAGUGAUGAAGACAGAGGUGUGUUAGAUGGAAAAGGUAAAUCUACUGGACCUGGAAAUCCCAAACCACGCAACAAGUUGAGUCAUUUCCAAUUAUCAUUGGGAAACAGGAGAUCUCACUCUGAGGAAGAUAUUAGGCAGAAAGGGAAGAAGAAACCCAUUCCAUCAUACUUGGUGCGAAAAAGGCUUGAAAUGGAAGAUAAGAAAGAGAAAGAAGAGGAAGGAAGUGCCAAUAGGAAAAAUGAGGAGCAGGAAAUGGAGAAUCUUGAAGCAAUUGAAAGUGAGCUGGAAGCCAUGGCACGGAGGUUACAUCAAAUGCUCAGAAGUUAAAUCCAGUGCUACAAAACUCAGUAAUAAUGCAGCAACUAUCAGCACCUUUGUUUGAUAAGUAAUAUUUUAGCUUGUGCAUCAAAAUCAUCAGUGCUUUCUAGGGGUCUACUUCUGUUUUUCUUUCUGAGGUGCUGGUAAACGCUUGCUUACUUAAUCAUGUUGCAUCAUUUAAUCCUCCCAUUGCAUACUUUUUUUUUCUACAAUAGCUAAAUCCGUUUGCAAUAUUUUACUUUAUGGUUUAAAAAUUCUAUGGCUUUUUAGAAUACCCUAAGGAAGAAGUGAAACUCAAGUUAAAAUAUUAUUGUACUUGGUGAAAGUUUGUACCAAGGCAGACUAAUUGUAUUGUAUAUUCGAUACACAAUUUAUGUAAUUAAAAUAAAACCACUUUUACCCC